Messenger RNA from Paramecium tetraurelia, 1707 nucleotides. RefSeq lists its product as uncharacterized. Gene Ontology annotation, molecular function: asparagine synthase (glutamine-hydrolyzing) activity. The transcript has 2 exons. The record is from RefSeq and is a predicted model, not a curated record. Lineage: Eukaryota; Ciliophora; Oligohymenophorea; Peniculida; Parameciidae.
AUGUGUGGAAUAUUUGCAUUAAUUUUAAUAAACAAACCUCAUAAAUUCAAUUUCAACUUAUAUUAGGAGUAUUUGAAUUCUCCUUAUAUUACUAAAAGACCAGAACUAAUUGAGGAGUUGUUAGCUCAAAAUUAAAGACCUUUGAAUAUUGAUCUUGACUUAGAUAAGCUACAAAUGCUAAAUGCGAGAGGACCAGAUUAUUAAGGGAAAAUCGAACUUCAAUAACCUUAUUACUAACUCCUAUAUCAUAGUUUACUACACAUGAGAGGAGAUUAAAAUACUUUAAUUAAACAACCUUUAAUAAAAGAAUAAUUUAUAUUGUAAUAUAAUGGAGAAAUCUAUAAUAUAGAUCCUGAUGAAUCAGACACAACAUUUCUCAUGAAUAGAUUACAACAGGCCAAAUCAAUUCAAGAUAUCAGAACUCUACUAUAAUAAUUAAAUGGGGAUUACAGUUUAAUUUUCCAAGAUUUAUCCUAAUAAAAAAUAUAUAUCGCCAAAGAUCCAUUUGGUAAAAGAUCUAUGUUGCUAAGUUUCAUCAAUGAAGGAUUUAUAUUGUCUUCCUAAGCUUUACAAAAGAAUCUCCCAAUAGAGAUGGAGGAAGAAGAAGAUGAUGAGGAUGAUGGAAAGACAGUUGAUGAAAAGUAUUUAAUGAAAAAGUACUUGAACGAAUUUAAUUAAGCUAUAAACAAAUCUUGUAUUGAAUUGCCCAAUAAUUCAAUCAUAGAGAUAGAUUUGAGCGGUGAGUAGAUUUAAUGGAAUAAAAUUUAAAUAUCUGAUUUCUUAAAUUUUGAUCAAAUUUAAUAAAUUGAUCCUUAAAAUAAUCUAGAAUAAAAUAUUGGUAAAAUUUAUGACAUUUUAAUACAAAGUACAAAAGAAAUUAUUUAAAAUAUAUUUGGUUUCUAACAUCACUUUAUUAAUGGUUAAAAUCUUAUAUAGAACCAAUAACAAGGAAGAAUUGGUAUUUUAUUUAGUGGUGGUAUAGAUUGCAGCCUAAUAACUCAUAUGGUUUGCAAAUUAUUGCCAGAUAACUCAAAAAUUGAUUUAAUUAAUGUCGCUUUCACAAAUGAUGCUCCUGAUAGAAUCACAGCCAAAAAUGCUCACCAAGAAUUAUAGAAUCUGCAUCAAAAUUAAUAAUUGAAUCUAAUUCUUAUCGAUAAAACUCUGGAUGAUGUAUACAAAGAAGAGAAACUAUUUUUAGAGAUAUUAUAUCCUAAAAUUACACAUAUGGAUUUUAAUAUAGCUAUGAUACUGAAUAUAGCCAGUUCGUAUAAUGUUGAAACUAGAGUACUUCUCAGUGGAUUAGGAGCUGAUGAAAUCUUCUGUGGAUAUGCUCGAUAUAAACAUGCUUUAAAGAGGGGAUAUGCUGAAUUAAUUGAAGAAAUGAAUUUUGAUUUAUUUAGAUUGUGGAAUAGAAAUUUAGGGCGAGAUGAUCGGGCUGUUAGUAAGAAUGGUAAAGAACUUCGAUUUCCCUUCUUAAACAUUGAAUUAGUUUAGUUCAUAAGAUAAAAUAUACAUCCAUCUUAGUAUAUUAUGGGGGAUACUAAAUCAAUUUUGAGGAUUAUUUGUCAAAAGGAAGGUUUAAAUGUUAUCUCAAAGCAUGGAAAGAAAGCCAUACAAUUUGGAACAAAAAUAGCGAAACUAUCAAAUAAACGAUUCUUUGGAGGGAAUAAAAAAGCAAAGGGGACUUCAAAUUACAAUAUUAAGUGA